AUGGCGGCCAAACCACAUGCACACUCCUCACUUCCACUUCCAUCUCUUCUUCUUCUCCUCCUUCUCAAUCUCACUCCACCGUCGCAUCAACAACAAAACCAGAAAAUCAGCACCGUCGAUCUCCACUCCCUCAUCUCCAUCAAGAACUCCCUCACCGAUGUCCCCUUCCGAGGUGCCACAGCAUUCUUCUCCACCUGGGACUCCGCCGCACCAGAUCCCUGCUCCACCUUCUCCGGCGUCACCUGCACCUCCGGCCGAGUCACCACCCUCACUCUCGGCACUGGCCUCUCCGACUCGCCCGGCCUCGCCGGGUCGCUCCCUCCCUCCCUCGCCGACCUCACCGAGUUGACUCAGCUCAUCCUCUUCCCCGGAAUCGUCACAGGUCCAAUCCCGUUCCAACUCGGCAGACUCGCCAACCUCCGAGUCAUCUCGUUAACCAACAACCGCCUCACUGGUCCGAUUCCCCAGACCCUCUCUCUCCUCUCCAACCUCCACACCCUCGACCUCAGCUACAACCGCCUCACCGGAUCAAUCCCCCAGGGUCUGACCCGUUUACCGGCUCUGAAAGUCCUCAUCCUCGCCUCCAACUCCAUCUCCGGCGAGCUGCCGCACGACGUGUCGUCUCAGCUCCUUCACCUGGACUUAAAACGCAACAAGCUCACCGGUCCCUUACCGCCUUCUCUCCCGACGACGCUCCGUUACUUGUCGUUCUCGGAAAACGAAAUGUCGGGUCCCAUCGGCUCCCUCUUCGACUCGCUCACUGAUUUAGUCCACCUCGAUCUCGGCAUGAACCGUCUCAGUGGACCCCUCCCUCAAACUCUGUUCCGUACCACACUCCAGUCGCUGCUGCUGCAACGGAACAAUCUCUCCGGGUGGGUCCCGCCCGUGGGGUCCCAGCCCCCAUCCUACGGAGAGGGCUCGAUCGUGGAUUUGAGCCACAACUCCAUAACGGGUGAGCUGUCGCCGAUCCUGGCUGGGGUGGAGAGCUUGUUUUUGAAUAACAACCGUCUGAUUGGGAAAGUACCGAGGGAGUACGUUAAGAGCUUGUACAUGGGCACCACCAGAACAUUGUAUUUACAGCACAAUUACAUAUCCGGGUUCCCUGUUGAACCGGGGUCGACGUUGCCCGAUACGGUGUCGUUGUGCUUGAGUUACAACUGCAUGGUGCCCCCGGUGGGGAUGGAGGCGUGCCCGGCCAGCGCGGGAACGGAGCUGUCGAGGCCGGCGUCGCAGUGUUCGGUGUUCACUUACGGCUAG
Molecule: messenger RNA, 1257 nt
Organism: Prunus armeniaca (apricot)
Lineage: Eukaryota; Viridiplantae; Streptophyta; Magnoliopsida; Rosales; Rosaceae
Source: the annotation of a GenBank genome assembly